Messenger RNA from Colletotrichum truncatum, 798 nucleotides. NCBI's taxonomy places the organism in Eukaryota, Fungi, Ascomycota, Sordariomycetes, Glomerellales, Glomerellaceae. The record is from RefSeq and is a predicted model, not a curated record.
AUGGAGGUGGACGAGAAGCCUACGGAGAAGUACACCGACGUCGGUGGUUUGGACAAGCAGAUUGAGGAGCUGGUCGAGGCCAUCGUCUGGCCCAUGAAGGAGGCCGAACGGUUCAAGAAGAUUGGUAUCAAGGCGCCAAAGGGUGCUCUGAUGUACGGCCCUCCAGGAACCGGCAAGACCCUCCUAGCCAGAGCCUGCGCAGCGCAAACCGAUGCCACCUUCCUCAAGCUCGCCGGUCCCCAACUGGUUCAGAUGUUCAUCGGUGACGGUGCUAAGCUCGUGCGAGACUGUUUUGCCCUCGCCAAGGAGAAGGCCCCCGCGAUCAUCUUCAUUGACGAGUUGGAUGCCGUUGGUACCAAGCGUUUCGACAGCGAAAAGAGUGGUGACAGAGAAGUGCAACGAACCAUGUUGGAACUCCUCAAUCAGCUGGACGGUUUCGCAUCAGAUGACCGCAUCAAGGUGCUGGCUGCCACAAACAGAGUCGACGUUCUGGAUCCCGCCUUGCUCCGUUCAGGUCGUCUCGAUCGCAAGAUCGAGUUCCCUCUGCCGAACGAAGAGGCCCGCGCUCAGAUUCUCAAGAUUCAUUCCCGCAAGAUGAAGGUCGAUCCCGCCGUCAACUGGGGCGAGUUGGCUCGCAGCACGGACGAGUUUGGAGGUGCCAUGCUCAAGGCUGUCUGUGUAGAGGCUGGCAUGAUUGCUUUGCGGAUGGGUAAGAACAAGAUCAGCCAUGAGCACUACGUGGAUGCCAUUGCCGAGGUGCAGGCCAAGAAGAAGGACACGGUCAACUUCUACGCUUAA